AUGUCCAAAACGAAGGACACGACUGCAAUUCUGGGUCUCAUUGAAGAACUGCCACUGACUGGCCAAUUUAGUCUGCAUCUCAAAUCGGAAUACAGCGAUAUGACUAUCAUCUGUGGGGACAAGACAUUCCCAGCACACAAGCUUGUGGUCUGCCCUAGGUCAAAAUACUUUCACCGAGCUUGUUUUGGUGGAUUCAGGGAAGCGGAAAGUCCGAUUCAUCUGGAUGAUCAAGACCCCAUUAUCAUCGAAAAAAUGCUCGAGUAUCUUUACAAGGGAGAUUAUACCUGUCAGAUCGCUUCGGCCUCUGGUUCUUCUGUCAAUUCUGAUUCGGUAUCCGGCCAUGGUUCUAGCUACUUCCAUGCGCUUAUGUACGCUGCUGCUGAUUAUUUAAUGAUCGAGGAUCUCAAACGGAAAUCAAUGGAGUAUUUCAGCUCAAAGUUCAUGCCUUCCACUUCCUUGAACUUGGCCGGAUCAAGCGUGGUCUCUUUGCCAAGAAUCAAAAAAGAGUUUGCAGAGACUAUUGAGGAGAUUUAUUCAACAAGAGCCGACUAUCAAGAGUUGAGAAAGCUGGCCAUCGAAAAAAUCAAGGACGAUCUGUUUCUGCUUCGAAAAGGGAAUAAGCCGAUCAUCAAUUCGGAGUUAAUGAAGUCAAACCCAGAUUUCACCUACGAUUUAUGCGAAGCAACUUUGACGAAGUAUGUGGCUUAG
Molecule: messenger RNA, 708 nt
Organism: Penicillium odoratum
Lineage: Eukaryota; Fungi; Ascomycota; Eurotiomycetes; Eurotiales; Aspergillaceae
Product: BTB/POZ domain-containing protein
Exons: 3
Coding region: 1-708 (235 amino acids)
Molecular function (GO): protein binding
Source: RefSeq, a predicted model, not a curated record